GAAAAGGCUAUGAAUGUGCUCUCAGAUUCUAUUCUUUCCAUAACGAUUUGGAUAGUUCUAGCGAUCCAUUUGGAAAUCGAGUGCAAAGAAAAAUGUUACUACAUCGAUUUGCUGUACUCGAACUGGACAGACGAUCGCCCACGAUUCAUUGUGAACAUGACAUUUUCCAGCCAAAACGGCAUCGCUUCAGUAACUACCAUUAACGAUCCUGUUAUAUCCCCCGUCGCAAGUCUGUUAAUUGUACAACAAAGUCCAAACGAAAAGAAGCGCAUAGUUUACAACAUGACAACCAAAUUAUGCGCCAUUAAGGGCAUAAUUGAUGCCGUGCCACUCUUCAAGCCAGUCAAGGAAAAUAUGCUGAGGCAAAGCAACUAUACAUUCAGUUGCCCCCUUAACAAAGGCGUCUACGUCAUGAACAACAUGCGCAUCAAUCCGAAAAAUCCUCUACUGAGCUUGCUCUACCAGGCCAAAGGCAUAUUCACGGUGACGGGUGCUUUGUUGGAAGAACUGCCCAAUUCAGAAAUGCAUCCACUCUCAACGUAUAACUUUGCCGGAAAAAUCUUAAAAAAGGGUUGUGGUAGACUUGACUAAGUUUUCGUACAAAAUUUAUCAAUUUGUUCACCUAUUCGUACGAGUAGAA
Drosophila hydei is the source of this 640-nucleotide messenger RNA. RefSeq lists its product as uncharacterized. The coding region runs from base 10 to 591 and encodes 193 amino acids. The transcript has 2 exons. The record is from RefSeq and is a predicted model, not a curated record. Lineage: Eukaryota; Metazoa; Arthropoda; Insecta; Diptera; Drosophilidae.